CUUCGUAGAGUGUUCCAGGCAGAAAAUUGAAAAGAAUUUGGGAACGAAGACUUGAAUGAAACUGCUGGAACGGAGAGUGUGGGUGGUGUGAGCAGAUAGCGACGAUAUGGUUCGCCAGGAGAUCUGAUUGGCUGCCAGUGGACCAUGAUCAAGUGCUCACAGAACCCACGGGAACGCGCAUAUAAGCCCGUUCUGUGGGAGCGGUCGGCACAUCCUCAACUGAGCCUACACUUCGAGCAUUCUCCAGUACUGUUCCAGCUAACGGCAAAUAUGAUCACACUGAAGUUCGGGACUUUUCUUUUAUCAUGUGUGCUGAUCUUUUGUCAGAUGUACAUCUCACAGGCAGCUCCGUCCAGUCGUGAAGACCCCAACGCUGAUGGAGUCACUCUAUCGAAUGAUGAUAUUAUGAAGUUAUUAAGAGCUAUUAAAGAGUUCAUGCAGCUGGCUUCAGACGAACAAGAACGUCAAACAGCUGAUGGAAGCAGCAACACGACAGCACAGAAGAGGGGAUGCAACACGGCCACCUGCGUCACGCACCGCUUGGCCGACUUCUUGAGUCGUUCCGGGGGGUUGGGCCACCGCAACUUCGUGCCCACCAGCGUGGGGGCGCAGGCGUUCGGCAAACGGAGGCGACGCAGCCCCGAGUGAGCGCACGAGCGGGAACACGAAUUGAAGCGCUGCGUCGUCGUGGCUCCUCAUCACACAUAUGGACGGAUGUUUUUUGUUCUCGGACCAUUGCUGGUGUUCAUUGUUAGCCUGUAGUUCAACACACCCAUGUAAAUGAUACUGGCAAACAUGAUCAGAAUGAGCGUUAAAGAUGGCGGCUGGACUGUAGCUCAGCUGCCCUCUGAUCCUGUGUGAGCGGUAUCAUGUGUCAGACUUGAAGUUUAACCGUCAAAUAUACUAUGGCUGUCUUGUGCCUUCAAAUAAAGCAUGCCAUUAUAUAUAAUCAUAGUGCACACUGCAAAUGCUACAGUAAAACCUGUUUAUGACUGUCACUGUGUAAUAUAAUCUGUGUAAUAAUUGUGAGCUGAAAGCAGUAAUAAAUUGUAU
Molecule: messenger RNA, 1053 nt
Organism: Phyllopteryx taeniolatus (common seadragon)
Lineage: Eukaryota; Metazoa; Chordata; Actinopteri; Syngnathiformes; Syngnathidae
Gene: calca
Product: calcitonin/calcitonin-related polypeptide, alpha
Exons: 6
Coding region: 145-648 (167 amino acids)
Cellular component (GO): extracellular region
Molecular function (GO): hormone activity; calcitonin receptor binding
Source: RefSeq, a predicted model, not a curated record